Molecule: messenger RNA, 1590 nt
Organism: Fusarium pseudograminearum CS3096
Lineage: Eukaryota; Fungi; Ascomycota; Sordariomycetes; Hypocreales; Nectriaceae
Exons: 1
Coding region: 1-1590 (529 amino acids)
Biological process (GO): mRNA splicing, via spliceosome
Cellular component (GO): catalytic step 2 spliceosome
Molecular function (GO): mRNA binding; protein binding
Source: RefSeq, a predicted model, not a curated record
AUGGCGGACUUUGGGGAGUAUCCGCCAAAUAUGGCGCCCCAGGACGCGCUCAUCGUUCGAGAGCAAGCUGAACCCGAUCAUGCUGUGGUUCCCUUUACGGCCGAAGACCUGUCGCGUCCCAAGGCUGGCCCUCUGAACCCAUUCAAGGACGAGAGCAAUGCUUUGAAGCGAAAGAGCGUCCCAACCGGACACGCAGAGGAGACCUUUUUGAGCGAACACACAUUCCGAAGCAAGCACCGCGCUAUCGAGCGCCUGGGGGGUCGUCCCGAGCGACAGUAUCAGACAAACGCAGAACUGAAGGCCGAGGCUGCGAGAAUACGGGCUGGACGUGAAGACAAGGGCAGCGCAACCAUCGCAGAAGGGCCUGGCUCAUAUGUUGGACCCUGGGCGCGAUACAAGAAGGCCGAGUACGAGAUUGUGGCAGAGCAUGAGCAACUGGCGAGCGAUGAAGAAUAUGAGAUUGUGGAAGAGGAGGAGGAGGUCGUUGAGAGUGGCACAAUCGUCAAGGCACCAACCAAGGCGCUAGAACAAAGGAAAGAGGCGGAAAAGAUGGGAGACGAGAGAACCGAGUUCCACGGGUCUGCCGAAACCGACUACCAAGGCAGGACUUAUAUGCACGUUCCCCAGGACCUGGAUAUCGACCUCCGCAAGGAAGUGGGAAGCGUUACCAAUUACAUCCCGAGAAAGCAGAUCCAUUCUUGGAAGAACCACAACAAGGCAGUUACUGCACUACAAUUCUUCCCUACUUCAGGACAUUUGCUUCUGUCAGCCAGCGCCGACACCACCGUCAAGAUAUUCGACAUGUACCACGACCGGGAACUACUACGAACGUACCACGGCCAUUCAAAGGCUCUGUCGGAUAUUUGCUUCAACACGUCAGGCACUCAAUUCUUAUCUUCAUCAUACGAUCGCAUGAUCAAGCUUUGGGACACAGAGACAGGUGUGUGCGUCAACAAGUUCACAACCGGAAAGACGCCCCAUGUCAUCAAGUUCAACCCUGGCCCCGAGCAUGCCAACGAGUUUCUAGCUGGUAUGUCGGACAAGAAGAUUGUCCAGUUCGAUAUCCGAACCAAGGAAGUUGUGCAAGAGUACGAUCACCACUUGGCAGCCAUUAACACCAUUACCUUUGUCGAUGACAACCGACGCUUCAUGACAACUUCCGACGACAAGUCUCUCCGAGCUUGGGACUACGGCAUUCCCGUCCCAAUCAAGUACAUUGCUGAGCCAGACAUGUAUCCCAUGACACGUGCGGCUCCUCACCCAAGUGGCAAAUAUGUCGCAUACCAAAGCUCCGACAACCAGAUCCUGGUCUAUGGCGCAAACGACAAGUUCCGUCAAAACAGAAAGAAGAGUUACCGCGGUCAUAACAACGCGGGUCUGGGUAUCGACUUAGACUGCAGUCCCGAUGGCCAGUUCCUUGCUUCAGGUGACUCUGGCGGUUAUGUGUGCUUCUGGGACUGGAAGACGUGUAAGAUGUACCACAAGCUCAAGGCUGGCAACCAAGCCAUCACCAGCGUCAAAUGGCAUCCUCAAGAGACGAGCAAGGUCGUCACGGCGGGUAUGGAUGGUGAGAUUCGAUACUGGGAUUAG